CAAUUCUGAAUGUAGUAACACUAUUGGCAGUUUUUCGUGCAUAUGCAACCAUGGUUUUACCGGAAAUGGUGUGACUUGCGAUGGUAGGCAAUGCAAUCUUGUUAUUACGGGCAACUCAAUAUUGCAAUCAGCAAUCACUUUGUAUUCUUUUCUUCACUUCUUAUAUUUCUUUGUAGACAUUGAUGAAUGUUCUCUAUCUAUUGACAACUGUCGACAUCAAAGCCGAAGCUGUAUCAACAUUGAUGGAUCUUUUUUGUGUAGUUGCGGUAGUGGAUAUUCUUGGAAUGGGACGGCUUGUGAGGGUAAAAGAUUGCAGUAGGCUACACCACAUAAAAAGCCAAUUUUCAAUAUUUUCAAUAGAUUAAAUACCAUUUCUGAUACACCCUAUAAUAUGAUACAUUUUGAGACAUCCUUCCUGUGGAGUUUCGUUUUGAAGUAUCUUUGCUUUAUCGACAUUAAUUAAUAGACUUUUUUUGAUUUUCAUAAUUUCGCAGGAUUGUAUAAAUAUCUGUUCGCAUGCAGUUCGCCCAGGUAAUGCUAUAUAUAGUAAUAUUGGAUUUUAUUGCCUUCAUUCACUUAUGUAUAUUGCUGUGAAUUUUUACAGGGAUAUCUGUCAGGCUGCAAGGACCAUCAAGUGACACUGGCACUGGCCGUGUUGAAGUCUUUUACGGAGGGCAAUGGGGAACUAUCUGCGAUGAUUAUUGGGAUAGAGAUAAUGCUGCAGUUGUAUGCCGUCAACUUGGUUAUCUAAAUGCUGUUCGAGCUCUCCGUGGCUAUAAUGUUCCUGAUGGUUCUGGAAAGAUUUGGUUAAGGGAUGUACAUUGUAACGGGAAUGAACAAAACUUGACCAGCUGUUUACAUGGCAGAUGGGGAAGUCAUAAUUGCGGACACGAUGACGACGCAGGGGUCGUAUGUUCUUCAACAGGUAAGUUUACGGAAAAAUAAAUACUUUAGGCACCACAAAUAUAUGAGUGUGUUUUUCUCCAUGUAUACCUUGUGUACAAUAUAUCUUAAUCCUAUUUGUUCUGGGGGUGUGCACAAUUUGCGCAUCCCUAUAAUUUUGUGUCGGUCGACAUCCGGCAAAAGUGAUUCUAUUCACCUGCUUGAGCUUUUAUGACUUUUAAUAUUUUUCUUCUGCGGUCAUGACUGUGAAAAGAAAUUUCAGAAAAUUCAAAGAUGUACGUACUUUUGACGACAUCCGUCAAACAAGGCGCCAAUGAUAAACAAUGAAAACAAAACUGAGUUGGUCAUUUAUAACAGUAUUUUUAGGCUGAAUCACUUCCAAGGAUAGUUAUGACAUGCAUGUAUUAUAUGUUUCUUUCUAAUUGAAGACGAUAGCGGUCAUGCUAGUCAUGCAAUGACCGCAAAACUGCAGCUGUGAAUGAUAUAUUUGCGAAAUCCAAAAGGUCGUUUUAUUCUUUACCUUCUCCGUUUCUUUCUAAUUGAAGGCUAUAUAGCAGUCAUGCUAGUGUAGCAAUUACCAACAAAUUUAAAAUUAUUAUCAUUAUUUCUUAGAAACUGAUUGUUUUUACAGUCAAUGAACACGAAAAUAUUUGCAUACCGGCACUAUAAGUCGUCGUUGCAGUUUUCACUCGUUUAUAGAUUCUAAAAUCGUUUCAGCAUGACUGACCAACUGCAGAGCAACUUUAAGGUGGCUCCCUACAGUUACAGUCCAGUUUAAAACAUUUAUAUAGCUCAGACGUCAUCCUCGCGAUUCGCGCGUGGAACCUUCGUGGCCGGUAAAUAUCUUGAAACAAGCCGCGGGAAGUUGUUUUUGUACUUUUAUCUACAAAGAAAACGCCAGUUUUUUAUUAUAAUCCUAAACUUUUCAACAUUCGAACAGUACGUAUUGUUGUUAGUUUUUUACCUACCUUCAGUGUCUCUCUUUUUUAUAUAUUUAGUACGUUCAGUACUGUAUUUCAUAAUGCUCAAAAUGUUCAACAACAGUGUCACGGACUGAAAUGAUAUUUUAUGCUGUCUUCAAGGCACUCCUGAACUGUCACUGAAACUUACGUAAAUCCUGUCAUUCAACUCAGUUCACAUGUAGUUUUUUAUCUACUGAAUCCAAUAAAACUAUAAUACAGACAGUUACGAGUUGUUUUAUACGAAAUGUCAAACUCUACGUCUCUACUUGAAUGUUUUGAAAAGUUUUCACACCGAUUCUCACAACAAAACUAAAUUUAAGAAACGUUGGAUUAAGUCAGUGCGUUAUUGUGUUCUCAAUUUUUCGUAUUUUGAACAUGUAUAUCUUUUAUUUUCAUUUCAAAUAAGUAAAAAAUAUCUGUGUGUUACAUAUAAGCCAAAAACUCCAAGUGAAAAAUGCUAAAAAAGCCAACUAUAAACCGUACACGUUUCGUGUUCCUCACGCAUUAUAAUUUACACGCAUGCGCAAAUAGUGAUCAUGUCGAAUCGAUAUUUUGUCACGUCAAUAGCUUCAACUGGAUUUAGGACUAUUUUUAUCGCGUUUCCUUCGCUGAAAUUUUUUUAAACUUUGCACGUUUGCUAAGCAUGACGAUUGGCCAAUCAUAUCAAAAUUUCAAGAAAUUCUAUAAGACAAACUUUUUGUAGCCGUAAUUCAUAAAUAUCUCAAAACCUACCUUAUAAACAUCCCUUCAAACUUUAUUAUGUCAUUCCUCUUUCAACCAUAAAUCUUAAAAAAAAAUUCAGAAAAAUUAACCGAAGGAAAAAAAGAAUAUUAUUGCCGUUUGAUUGUAAACUUAGACAAUAAAAGAGCAAACGAUGAAACGUCAUGGUUGCCAUGGCAACACUAACUCUGUUCCUAUUUGUUCAUAUAUCGACAGCAGAAGACUUCUGAACUUUCCUGAAAGAGGUUAUAUUGCCCUGUCUUAAGUGUGUUCAAAAUAAACUUGGUUGAAAUACCUAAAAUACUUAAAAUUUAACUGUAGGGAGCCACCUUAAAAGUGGUUUCCAACUGUUCUUGCACGACUGUGACACGGUCUAUGGGUGUUUCUCUUUGAUUUUUGCCCCCAAUAGCUUAUGAUUCCUCCAAAUUUGGCUAGCUUUGGCCCCUCGUAAUAGGCAUAUUUCCAUAGUUACAGCCUCUCUUCACUAUAUAAUCCUUGCCGUGGUCACCACCUUUCUGGUGGGAAGUGAUUUCACACGCAAAUAAAGUUAUAUUCACCCUUACAAAAUAAACACAAAACCUAAACAUGUCCGCCACAGUCACCCAAUAUAUAAAAUAAAUGAAACCACUCAACAAAUUCCACUAGGCGUCUUUUUUAUUACAAUUAGUAGUUCCUACCACAAGAUGUGGCACUCAUCAGAUUUAUUAACCUUGUGACCACAGCCAAAAAUGUACAGUACUUAUGUACAAAUAUAACCGUUUAAUUAAUCGUUAUAGAUGUGGAUGAAUGUUCCAGAGCAUUGCACAAUUGUGGCAGUAAAUCUCAAUGUAUCAACACUAUUGGGAGUUUUUCAUGCAGAUGUAACCAUGGUUAUAUCGGAAAUGGCGUGACUUGCACUGGUAGGUGAUGCAAUCUGGCAAGUCAGUGCUGCAAUGAUUUCGUGCUUUUUUCUUCAUUUCUUAUAUCUGUAUAUAGACAUCGAUGAAUGUUCCCUAUCUAUUGACAACUGUCCCCAAAACUCAAGCUGCAUCAACACUUAUGGAUCUUUUUCCUGCAGUUGUGAUAGUGGAUAUUCUUGGAAUCGGACAAUUUGCGAAGGUAAAAAUUUGCAUAUUACAUCUCAAAGAUAAAUUUCCAUUAUUGUAAUUAAGAAACUAACCAUCUACAAAAUUAUUUUAACAUAUUUUAAAAUUUCGAGACAUAAUUGUACAUUUUCCCCAUCUUUUGAAUUUAUACUUGCAAUUAUAAUUAAAUACUGUUUAUAACUUUUUUAUAUAUUACGGUAUAUUUUGAUACAUUUCUCAUUGAGAGUUUGUUUUAUAUAUUUAUGGUUUGCCGAAGAAAAAUUUUUUGCCCAGGGAAAACUUGCGGUAACUGGAUUUAAUUCUUUUUGCAGCGAUAUCUCUCAGGUUACAAGGCCCAUCCAGUGAACGUGGAAAAGGCCGUGUGGAAGUAUUCUACAGAGGACAAUGGGGAACAAUAUGUGAUGAUGGUUGGGAUAUAAAGGAUGCUGCAGUUGUAUGUCGUCAACUCGGUUAUCUAAAUGCUUUUGCAGCUCUUGGAGGGAGCUCUGUUCCCGAUGGUUCUGGCAAGAUUUGGUUAGAUGAUGUUGAAUGUAAUGGGAGCGAACUAAACGUGUCCAAAUGUGUACACAACAA
Molecule: messenger RNA, 4243 nt
Organism: Paramuricea clavata
Lineage: Eukaryota; Metazoa; Cnidaria; Anthozoa; Malacalcyonacea; Plexauridae
Source: the annotation of a GenBank genome assembly